Lathyrus sativus (Indian pea) is the source of this 1413-nucleotide messenger RNA. The record is from the annotation of a GenBank genome assembly. Lineage: Eukaryota; Viridiplantae; Streptophyta; Magnoliopsida; Fabales; Fabaceae.
AUGGGAAAAGAGAAGGUUCAUAUCAACAUUGUCGUCAUUGGACAUGUCGACUCUGGAAAAUCAACCACCACUGGUCACUUGAUCUACAAGCUAGGAGGUAUUGACAAGCGUGUGAUUGAGAGAUUUGAGAAGGAAGCUGCUGAGAUGAACAAGCGUUCAUUCAAGUAUGCGUGGGUUCUUGACAAGCUUAAGGCUGAGCGUGAAAGAGGUAUCACCAUUGAUAUUGCCUUGUGGAAAUUUGAGACCACCAAGUACUACUGCACAGUCAUUGAUGCUCCUGGACAUCGUGACUUCAUCAAGAACAUGAUUACUGGAACCUCCCAGGCUGAUUGUGCUGUCCUUAUCAUUGAUUCCACCACUGGUGGUUUUGAGGCUGGUAUCUCUAAGGAUGGACAGACCCGUGAGCAUGCUCUUCUUGCUUUUACUCUUGGAGUGAAGCAGAUGAUCUGUUGUUGUAACAAGAUGGAUGCUACCACCCCCAAGUACUCCAAGGGUAGGUAUGAAGAAAUUGUGAAGGAAGUAUCUUCCUACUUGAAGAAGGUUGGAUACAACCCAGACAAAAUUCCCUUUGUUCCAAUCUCUGGUUUUGAGGGUGACAACAUGAUUGAGAGGUCCACCAACCUUGACUGGUACAAGGGACCAACUCUCCUUGAUGCCCUUGACAACAUCAACGAGCCAAAGAGACCUUCAGACAAGCCCCUCAGGCUUCCAUUGCAAGAUGUUUACAAGAUUGGUGGUAUUGGAACUGUGCCAGUGGGACGAGUUGAAACUGGUGUUGUGAAGCCCGGUAUGGUUGUUACUUUUGCUCCUACUGGUUUGACAACUGAGGUUAAGUCCGUUGAGAUGCACCACGAGGCUCUCACUGAGGCUCUACCAGGAGACAAUGUCGGAUUCAAUGUUAAGUCCGUUGAGAUGCACCACGAGGCUCUCACUGAGGCUCUACCAGGAGACAAUGUCGGAUUCAAUGUUAAGAAUGUUGCAGUCAAGGAUCUCAAGCGUGGUUUUGUUGCAUCCAACUCCAAGGAUGACCCUGCCAAGGAAGCUGCCAACUUCACAUCCCAAGUCAUCAUCAUGAACCAUCCUGGACAGAUUGGAAACGGUUACGCACCAGUGCUCGACUGCCACACCUCUCACAUUGCUGUGAAGUUUGCUGAACUUAUCACCAAGAUUGACAGGCGAUCUGGUAAGGAAAUUGAGAAGGAGCCCAAGUUUUUGAAGAAUGGUGAUGCAGGUAUGGUUAAGAUGGUUCCCACCAAGCCCAUGGUGGUGGAAACUUUUGCUGAGUAUCCUCCUCUUGGACGUUUUGCUGUGAGGGACAUGAGACAAACUGUUGCUGUCGGAGUCAUCAAGAGUGUGGAGAAGAAGGACCCAACUGGAGCCAAGGUCACCAAAGCUGCAGCCAAGAAGAAGUGA